Rhinopithecus roxellana (golden snub-nosed monkey) is the source of this 5032-nucleotide messenger RNA. It is a transcript of the gene IKZF5, whose product is annotated as IKAROS family zinc finger 5. The transcript is spliced from 5 exons. NCBI's taxonomy places the organism in Eukaryota, Metazoa, Chordata, Mammalia, Primates, Cercopithecidae. The coding region runs from base 1009 to 2064 and encodes 351 amino acids. Gene Ontology annotation, molecular function: DNA-binding transcription factor activity, RNA polymerase II-specific; RNA polymerase II cis-regulatory region sequence-specific DNA binding. The record is from RefSeq and is a predicted model, not a curated record. Gene Ontology annotation, biological process: regulation of transcription by RNA polymerase II. Gene Ontology annotation, cellular component: nucleus.
GAGCAAGGCAGGGGGGCGGGAAGGGAGUCGGAGACACAACAAAGAUGGCGGCGGCGACUGCGACGGUGACGAAGACGGCGGCGGCGGCGGCGGCGUUGAACAAGGCGGUGUGGUUUACUCGAUGCAGCUGUCAGGAGACCUCUGUAUGGCUUUUCAAUUUUAGUUGAAAUUCUCUCUCCAUGGCCUUUUGGAGUCGCUUGCUGUAUCUCCAGAGUAAAUUUCAAUUACUCUACAUUUCAUCAAUGUUGGAGUGGCAAGAAAAAGGAGGAACUGAUUUGGGGUGAAAAGUUUUGUUUUCUAGGUAUAACAGACUGUAAACGUUAAAAAAGCAAAGAUGGGUGAAAAAAAACCAGAGCCUUUGGACUUCGUGAAAGAUUUUCAGGAAUACCUGACUCAGCAGACCCAUCAUGUGAACAUGAUUUCUGGAUCAGUUAGUGGGGACAAAGAAGCAGAGGCUCUUCAGGGAGGUAGACUCAUUUUAAUACUACUAAAUAAUUCACUUUUUAUACACUACUAUGAUUGUGUGUAGCUGUUACUGUAAAGGCCACUGUGCAUUAAUGUGAAUCAUUCUGUUUUUUUCUAGAAAGAUACAGGGCAUUUUUCCCCCUUUUUAAAACAUAUCAGACUUCUGCUGGAGAGUGCUUAACAUGGUCUGGAGAUGCAUUAUGGCCUUGUUGGAAGGUUAGGGGCUCCAAAUACCCUUCCUGUCCUCCAGUUUUUAUGAGCUAGCAUUAGACACAAGGAACCCAAAGGGGACCGGAACAUCAGCUUCACUAUACAAACGAUUAGGCCAUCAGGAAAUCUGGAUUCGACCUGAGACCAAAAUAGGGGUUUCAGUUUCUUCUCUCUUAAAAUGAAGAAAGAGCUGACCAUAUUUACCUAUCCAAGAAGAGAAACGAAAAUAGAGAAAGUGGUAACCUCCUUGAGCUUGCUAGAGCUGGAACAGAUGGUGAUCAAAAUGGACUUGAUCACCCAUCUGUUGAAGUUUCCCUGGAUGAAAACUCAGGAAUGUUAGUAGACGGGUUUGAAAGGACCUUUGAUGGGAAGCUCAAGUGUCGGUACUGCAACUAUGCCAGCAAAGGAACAGCCCGGCUUAUUGAACACAUCAGAAUCCACACAGGUGAAAAACCUCAUCGAUGUCAUCUUUGUCCAUUUGCAUCUGCUUAUGAGCGUCAUCUGGAAGCCCAUAUGCGUUCUCAUACUGGAGAAAAACCAUACAAAUGCGAAUUAUGUUCCUUCCGCUGCAGUGAUCGAAGUAACUUGUCCCAUCAUCGAAGGCGCAAGCAUAAAAUGGUACCAAUUAAAGGUACUAGGUCUUCCCUAAGCAGCAAGAAAAUGUGGGGGGUUUUACAGAAGAAAACAAGCAAUCUAGGCUAUAGCAGAAGAGCACUAAUCAACUUAAGUCCACCUUCCAUGGUGGUUCAGAAACCAGACUACCUUAACGAUUUUACCCACGAAAUCCCAAAUAUCCAGACUGACUCCUAUGAAAGUAUGGCAAAAACCACACCAACUGGUGGCCUUCCAAGGGACCCCCAGGAACUCAUGGUUGACAACCCUUUGAAUCAGCUCUCUACUCUAGCAGGGCAGUUGUCCAGUUUGCCACCUGAAAACCAAAACCCUGCAUCCCCUGAUGUAGUUCCCUGCCCUGAUGAAAAGCCUUUCAUGAUUCAGCAGCCCUCCACCCAAGCAGUAGUUUCUGCCAUAUCAGCAAGUAUUCCUCAGAGCUCCUCUCCCACAAGCCCAGAACCUCGGCCAUCCCAUAGUCAAAGGAACUAUAGUCCAGUGGCAGGUCCAAGCAGUGAGCCAAGUGCCCACACGAGCACUCCCAGCAUAGGAAACAGCCAGCCAAGCACCCCAGCCCCAGCCCUGCCGGUCCAGGACCCUCAGCUUCUGCACCACUGCCAGCACUGUGAUAUGUACUUUGCAGACAACAUCCUUUACACUAUUCAUAUGGGAUGUCAUGGGUAUGAAAAUCCUUUUCAGUGUAAUAUAUGUGGAUGCAAAUGUAAAAACAAGUAUGAUUUUGCCUGUCAUUUUGCAAGAGGGCAACAUAACCAACAUUGAUUGAAAAUAGUCAUAUUUUACUUAGUUUUGCUGUUUUGUGGUUUGGUUUUUUUGUUCUUUGUUUUGGUCAUCCCUAAUAAAGUGUCUGCUAAUUCAAGGCUUAUACAUUAUAUUUAUAGAAUAUAAAUUUGACAGUGGAAUAAAAUUUUCCCUUUUUUUCAUAAAAAUCUGGUCAGGGUCAUUUAUAUAUUAGAACAGUUAGACACAUCGGUGUCUCUUCUCCUUCCGACAUUGGAUAACUGGAGUGCAGUCAUAAUCUUACAAGAUGUUCAUUUGAACUUCUCACAUUUGUGGUCCAUAAAAACUUCAAAAGGCUUAUCCAUACUUUUGAUGUUUCAAUAUACAUUGAACUGGAUGUUAUUUCUGCCAUAUUUCAAAAUAGUAGAAUAAAUUACUUUCUUUAAUGGAAUUUAUUACUACUCAUUUCAGUGUUUAGUACAGAAAUUGCCUUAAAAAUUGCUAUUUAUUGAAAUACCACUUAGUUCACAUUUCUUAAGUUGAAUUGGUAGUUUCAUUUCAACUGAUAAUAGUAAAGCUAUUUCAGUUUAGCAAAUUUUUCUUUUUUCCGCAAGGGGAAAUGUAAAACAGUUAAGACUUGAAAUUGAAAACUCUUUUAAUAUUUAAAAUGACUUGUUUAUUCAAUGUCUAAACAUGUCAGUUGUCCACUGGAUUUUUAUUUUCACAGGUAAAUACACUAGAGUGCUAGAUGCCUUUUUCCCCUCUCAGUUUGACUUUCAUUUAAAUCCUUCAUUCUGAUAUCAUUACUGUUAGGUGAGGUGGAUAACUAUAAUGAGAAUCUCUUAUUCUUCCUAUUCCAUUGAUGACCAAAGAGGUAAAGUGAAGUCCUCCUUAAAAUUAAAAUGCAGCCUCCAAACAAAUUUCUCAAGAUUCCUUUUCCUUCCUUCUAUCCAUUUAUUGCCCAUAAUUUCCAAGAAAAGGUGGGUAUAGAAACACAUGAGAAAAUGUGAUAGUGAAGUCAUAUUUACAAAAAUGAGAACAUGUCCAAAAUGGAUUCUUGUCUCCUCUUCAGAAUUAGCCGUUUAAAAUAUUUUCUGUGAAUUCAAAUUGUAAUUCUUAUUUGCAGUUUUACCAGACUUCAUAUAGAGUGACGAAACUAUGUAGAAACUAAAUCAUUGCUUUAGUGAGAAAGGAUAAAAAGGUGUGGAAAUGACUAUAAAAUGCAUAUAAAUAUGACAUUUGUUUAUAAAAAUAAGACUUAAUAAAUAUAGAGUAAUUCAUUUUGAAUAGGAGGCUGUUGUUUUUUAUAUUGUGUAAUAACUCACAUACUCUGAAGAGAGCUUGGUCAAACAAUAAAAUAUACUGUUACUAACUUGGUUUCUUUUCUGUGUACUUUGCAAAAAUUCUAUAUUUAAUUUUGUUCAUAUGUUGAAUGUGCUUCUAAUUGGCAUCUUAAAGAGAAUAUUAAGCAUCUAUUAACCAAAAAAGACCUCUAAUAGUAAAUGAAAGGGAAAUAUUGGUAGUAUGUACCCACAAAAACCCCAGGUGCCAAGUUAAUGGAUCCUCUGCCUUCCCUUUCAGAUGCUAAAAAGCCACUGUAAUGAGUUCUUGCAGUUUAGCAUCUGAUCUAAGCUACUGCAUUGUUUAAAGAGCAGCAUCAAGGACAGUUUCUCCAAACUGGACUCUUUGUCAAAUCUUGUACUUUAAAAUUCUACAAUUCUGUUACAUUGUUGCUUAAAUCACUGCCUGCUCAGAUCCCUUUUUACUGUGGUAGUUUCCAAGUGUAUAACUUGGCUUUAGUAUUUAUCAGUUGCCAGAAAGAAACAGGUUGUCAUUUGGAAGCUUUUGUGGUGAUUUUUUCCCAUUUUAUUCCUCAGAUAAAAGCAGUACCCCAAAAUAGAAAAUGAAAAUUUUCAUGAAACAAAGAGAAAGAACUCCCGUGUUAAAGCCAGCUUAUUAACUCUAUAUUCUCAGUCAAAUGCAUUUUUUUCUAACAACUGAACAUGGAUGUUGUGAAGGUGCAUUUUAAUUUAAAUAUGGAAAAGAUUUUUUUCAUAAUUACAUACUAGAAUGUAAAAUUAUAAUUUUGCUAUGACUUAAAGAGCACAGUUGAUAUCCCAAAGGUGUUAGAAGCUACAGUUACUCUAAAUGCACUAAAAUUUUUGAGGCAAAUCUACCGUAGAGGCUUUUUGGUAUUGUAUUUUUAAAAAUAUUUAGAUUUUAUUUAAAUUUCCUGUGAGGUAAAUUCUGUAUUUGGAAAGAUGUUCAUGUCUUCCCCUCUGUAUUGAAUGUUUCUCUCAUUUUAUUUUUAAUCAAAUAUUUUAUAGAAAUGAGUUGCUGGGAAGAGUUUAACAUGCACUAUUUAUAGUACUUUGCCGUUAAGAGGCAAUGUUCUGAAACUAAAUUUAUUUUUGUUCAGUGAACAUAUGUUUAGAUUUUUAAAGUUGGUAGAUAAUUUAUCUCCACUAAUAUUUUUUUAAGAAACUGUGAAGAGAUUAACUGGGAAUAAUUUUAUUUCAGAUUUUACUAGUGUAGUGUGUAGCUACAACUUCCUGAAAUUCAAGUUAAGGCUAGACUUUUACUUUGAAAAAAUUCCGCUGGGUGUUUCCAGGGCUAUUUCAUUUUAGAAAUAAGUGUUUGCCAUUCUUCUGCAAAAACUGAACAAGGGGAAUACUACAAAAAAUAACUCAGAGAGAAAAUCCUCAUUUCAAGUUCUACAAAAUAUUUAUCAAAUGAAUGUUAAUUUUUGUUAAAAUUCCCUGCUAAAAACGUUUUCAUUAGUCUUAGAGGAUACAUGCUUUCUAGAACUUGUUUUUGUUAACAUGUGCUUUGAUGUAAAGAACAUAUUUUGUAUGCAAAACAUAACUUGCAUUACGGUUGUAAAAUACACUAUAUUGUUUAGGGAUUCUGGAAAGCAGUUUAAUGCGGAAAUAACUAUAUCUAGUAUGUAGUUCAUAUUGUGAAUGAAGCUUUGCUUUUGUAAUAAAUAAAAAAUAAGACUUUCUAAUGA